Telopea speciosissima is the source of this 462-nucleotide messenger RNA. RefSeq lists its product as uncharacterized. The record is from RefSeq and is a predicted model, not a curated record. Lineage: Eukaryota; Viridiplantae; Streptophyta; Magnoliopsida; Proteales; Proteaceae. Bases 1 to 462 code for a protein of 153 amino acids. The transcript is spliced from 2 exons.
AUGGAGCAACCUCCAGGGUAUGCUGCUCAGGAGGAGAAUUCUACUAAAGUUUGCAAGCUUCGUAAGGAAAUUUAUGGGUUGAAAGUUGAAACAAUCCCCACAGGUACUCCCAUGGAUCCUCAUCAAAAGCUUGGGUCCGUUGAGAGUAAGGAUUUUUCUGAUAUUCAUCGGUAUAAAAGAUUAGUUGGGAAACUCAUUUAUCUUAUUGUCACUUGCCUAGAUAUAUCCUUUGCCGUUGGAGUUAUUAGUCAGUUCAUGCAAUAUCCAAAGAAAUUUCACUGGGAUGCUGCCUGUCGUGUGUUGCGAUAUCUAAAAGGUGCUCCUGGUAAGGGUCUUAUUUAUCGGCCUAACCGACAUGCUAAUCUGGUUUGGUUUUUUGAUGCUGAUUGGGCUGGUGCUGAUGAUGAUAGCCGUUCCACUACUGGUUAUUGUACAUUUGUGGGUGGUAAUCUGGUCACCUGA